AUGUCAAGGGUGCCGAGUCCCCCUCCUCCGGCAGAAAUGUCGAGUGGACCUGUAGCAGAGAGCUGGUGCUACACUCAAAUCAAGGUGGUGAAGUUUUCCUACAUGUGGACCAUAAACAACUUUAGCUUCUGCCGAGAAGAAAUGGGUGAGGUCAUCAAAAGCUCAACCUUUUCAUCGGGAGCCAAUGAUAAACUCAAAUGGUGUUUACGUGUGAACCCUAAAGGCUUGGAUGAAGAAAGUAAAGAUUAUCUAUCCCUCUAUCUGUUGCUGGUGAGCUGUCCAAAAAGUGAAGUUCGAGCAAAGUUCAAAUUCUCCAUCCUGAAUGCUAAAGGGGAAGAAACAAAAGCAAUGGAGAGCCAGCGAGCAUAUCGAUUUGUACAAGGCAAGGACUGGGGGUUCAAAAAAUUUAUUAGAAGAGACUUUCUUUUGGAUGAGGCCAAUGGACUUCUUCCAGAUGACAAACUCACUCUUUUCUGUGAGGUGAGUGUGGUACAGGACUCUGUCAAUAUCUCCGGCCAGAACACUAUGAACAUGGUGAAGGUACCAGAGUGCCGCUUGGCAGACGAGUUGGGAGGACUCUGGGAGAACUCGCGCUUCACGGACUGCUGUCUGUGCGUCGCAGGCCAGGAGUUCCAGGCGCACAAAGCCAUACUAGCAGCGCGUUCCCCGGUUUUCAGCGCCAUGUUUGAACACGAGAUGGAGGAGAGUAAAAAGAAUCGGGUUGAAAUCAAUGAUGUGGAGCCUGAAGUUUUUAAGGAAAUGAUGUGCUUUAUUUACACGGGGAAGGCACCAAAUCUUGACAAAAUGGCUGAUGACUUGCUGGCAGCUGCUGACAAGUACGCUCUAGAACGUCUGAAGGUGAUGUGUGAGGAUGCACUGUGCAGUAACCUGUCCGUGGAAAAUGCAGCCGAGAUCCUCAUUCUAGCUGACCUGCAUAGUGCUGAUCAGCUGAAAACUCAAGCAGUGGACUUCAUUAACUAUCAUGCUUCUGACGUCAUGGAGACAUCAGGCUGGAAGUCUAUGGUAGUAUCGCAUCCGCAUUUGGUGGCUGAGGCGUAUCGCUCUCUGGCCUCUGCACAGUGUCCCUUUCUGGGACCCCCACGUAAGCGACUGAAGCAAUCCUAAAGUCCUGUCUGUCACACCACCCCAUGUUUUUUUCUGGAAGCAGCAUCAGCUGUUGCUGCUGUAACCUUGACCACCAGGUAGACAGCGAAAUCUGUGGAGCUUUUACUCUGUUGUUGGGGGGAAGAGACUGCUUCGUGACACCCAGACUUUUUAAAACAGCACCAAGUUACUUGGGGAGAGGGGGGAGGGUGGGCCUGGGGCUCUGGGGCUGUUCAACCUAAUGAAUCCCUGUCGCUGCAUCGUCUGUGUGUUCCCUUCAACUUGGCUGAGUCAAUUAAGUUACAGGGUUCGGUUUAGGUACCGACCCAAGUCGGAAUAACCC
Messenger RNA from Pelecanus crispus (Dalmatian pelican), 1447 nucleotides. The record is from RefSeq and is a predicted model, not a curated record. NCBI's taxonomy places the organism in Eukaryota, Metazoa, Chordata, Aves, Pelecaniformes, Pelecanidae.